AUGGCUCGUACACAGUUCGAUCUUAUUCAAUCACUUGUUCAUGAAAAUACUAUACAAGAUGAAAGAAUUACAUACGCUAUGUUAGCAACAGAUAGAUUUGAUUUUUCAACUGGUCAAGUAUAUGAAGAUGCUCCACAAUCCAUCGGUUAUAAUGUAACGAUAUCCGCUCCACACAUGCAUGCUUUUGCACUUGAAUUGUUGCGAGAUAAACUUGUACCAGGUGCUCGUGUACUUGAUGUUGGUUCUGGUUCAGGGUAUUUAACAUUAUGUAUGGCUCGUCUUGUUUAUCCAACUGGAAAAGUAUUUGGAAUAGAACAUAUUCCACAAUUAGUUCAUUUAUCAUUAACAAAUAUUGCUAAAAAUGGUCGUUCAUUUCUUGAUGAUGGUACAUUAGAAAUCGUAUUAGGCGAUGGACGGUUCGGCUAUCCACAGGGUGGACCAUAUGAUGCUAUUCAUGUAGGAGCAGCAGCAUCACAUCAUCCUAUAGAAUUGAUUAAUCAACUAAACCCCGGUGGACGUUUAGUUGUACCUGUUGGUAUUGAAAAUCAAACACUGAUGAUUUAUGAAAAAUCAUUAGAUGGUUGCCAAGUACACGAACAAGAAACAAUGGGUGUGAAUUAUGUACCAUUAACAGAUAAAAAUGAACAAUGGCCUUAUUGA
This is a messenger RNA of Rotaria sp. Silwood2, 660 nucleotides long. The record is from the annotation of a GenBank genome assembly. Lineage: Eukaryota; Metazoa; Rotifera; Eurotatoria; Philodinida; Philodinidae.